Molecule: messenger RNA, 1486 nt
Organism: Anopheles stephensi (Asian malaria mosquito)
Lineage: Eukaryota; Metazoa; Arthropoda; Insecta; Diptera; Culicidae
Gene: Mdh2
Product: malate dehydrogenase, mitochondrial
Exons: 2
Coding region: 123-1136 (337 amino acids)
Biological process (GO): tricarboxylic acid cycle; carboxylic acid metabolic process
Cellular component (GO): mitochondrion; cytoplasm
Molecular function (GO): L-malate dehydrogenase (NAD+) activity
Source: RefSeq, a predicted model, not a curated record
CAACUCGCAGCAGGUUGCCAGUGGACCAGCCAGUUCCGAAUCAUCAGCCCGCAGCUUAAUCUCGCAGAGUCUGCCACCCGAGUCGAUCAUCCCAUUUGUCGCCGCCAAUCGAUAGUGAAGAGAUGUUUGCCCGUGCCGUGAAAACUGCCGCCUGCCAGGGUGCGAAGAACUUUUCCACCUCGAGCCAGAACAAUGUUAAGGUCGCUGUGUGUGGAGCAUCGGGCGGUAUCGGCCAGCCUCUGUCGCUGCUGCUGAAGAACAGCCCACUGGUGACGGAACUGUCGCUGUACGAUAUUGUGCACACUCCCGGUGUUGCUGCGGAUCUGUCGCACAUCGAAACCCAGUCGAAGGUCACGGGAUACAAUGGACCGGAAAAUCUGGAGAAGGCUCUGAAGGGUGCUGACAUCGUCAUCAUUCCGGCCGGUGUGCCCCGCAAGCCCGGCAUGACCCGCGACGAUCUGUUCAACACAAACGCUUCGAUCGUACGCGAUCUGGCCGCCGGUUGCGCCAAGGCCUGCCCGAAAGCCCUUAUCGGUAUCAUCUCGAACCCGGUCAACUCGACCGUUCCGAUUGCCUGCGACACACUGGAAAAGGCCGGCGUGCUGGACCCACGCCGUGUGUUCGGUGUCUCCACACUGGAUAUCGUGCGUGCCAACACGUUCGUCGGCGAGGCGGCCGGUGUCGACCCGCAGAAGAUGAACGUGCCCGUUAUCGGUGGACAUUCGGGUGUCACGAUCAUCCCGGUGCUAUCCCAGACGAAGCCAGGUGUGAACUUCCCGCAGGAUAAAAUCACUGCCCUCACGGAACGCAUCCAGGAGGCAGGCACGGAGGUGGUAAAGGCGAAGGCCGGUGCUGGAUCGGCCACGCUUUCGAUGGCCUAUGCAGGUGCUCGGUUUGCGCUCGCGCUCGCACGAGCAAUGAACGGUGAGCAGAAUGUGAUCGAGUGUGCGUACGUCCGUUCGGACGUGACCGAGUCCAAGUACUUCGCGACUCCGCUGCUGCUCGGCAAGAACGGCCUGGAGAAGAACUUGGGCCUGCCGAAGCUGAACGCGUUCGAGCAGGAGCUGCUGAAGAAGGCCAUCCCGGAGCUGAAGAAGAACAUCCAGAAGGGAGAGGACUUUGUUAAGAAGAACUAAAUACAUGUGUGGAAAUUCACUACGACGAGGUAGCUACGUAGAUCGGUUCUUUUAGAGCAUUUUCUUUUUGCUUUUCCAUUUGAACUCAAUCCAACUGGAACGAAAGUUUUCCUUAGUUCUCGUAGCUACAAGCGAUCCUCUGAAACAUUGGACAAAAAAGAAAACCACGAAAGCCUCACGCCAACACAAACAACUGCGGCCAGUAUGAAGAAUUGCACGUCUUUUGAGCGAACCUGAGUGUAAUUCUAAUCAGUCUGCUACCAGUGACGGAACCGCCAUAGUGUGUAGAGACAGCGAGUUGAAGAUACAAAAUAAAGUGUAAUUUAUUUGGUACAAAUUAGCACACUUAA